This is a messenger RNA of Engraulis encrasicolus (European anchovy), 3676 nucleotides long. RefSeq names its product mannosidase, alpha, class 1A, member 2 (gene man1a2). Gene Ontology annotation, cellular component: Golgi membrane; endoplasmic reticulum; extracellular exosome. The coding region runs from base 1009 to 3045 and encodes 678 amino acids. Gene Ontology annotation, biological process: mannose trimming involved in glycoprotein ERAD pathway; carbohydrate metabolic process. The transcript has 14 exons. Lineage: Eukaryota; Metazoa; Chordata; Actinopteri; Clupeiformes; Engraulidae. The record is from RefSeq and is a predicted model, not a curated record. Gene Ontology annotation, molecular function: calcium ion binding; mannosyl-oligosaccharide 1,2-alpha-mannosidase activity.
ACAUCCUGGACAUAAGAGACUAGCGGCGCACAUAAUGAAAUAAGGGAGGAAGAAACUAGCAAAAGAUCCCUGCGCGGUCAGACAUGGAAAGAUGUACAUAUUCCUCAAAAACGGAAUCCUAAACGAGUCUAGGUAGGGUUCGCGAAACACGAAUCGACGUUUCAGCCCGAGGCACAUGUUAGAAGAUGCGCAGAGAAACGGUCUGCUACAGAAUAGCAGGCUAACGUUAGAUGCCUUUACUGAAAAAGGCGCAGGAUAUAGCAAUGCAGGCCGGUGAAUUGGCGUUAGCAAAUAAACGUAGCGGUAGCAUAAAUACUCUGGCAUAAUAACUCUUAAUAUUUUUCAUCGCGCUGUGGCUUUUAUUGCAAAUACACUGGCUAAUCGAAUCAGCGGGUCAUCCAGCAUUCUUGGGAGACACCGCGGCAAGCAAGCGACGCAGGCCUGUUGGAAAGGACUGAAUACAUUGAGACAUUCUCCUCAAGCAAUGGUUUGGUUUAUGCCCCGAGCAUAAUGUAAUGGAAACUUAAGUACUGACACUGGUAAAAUAAUCACAACUCUCAAAGGCUAACGUCGGUGGAGGUAUUGCAAGGUUGUCGGGAAUGCGACCUUCGGUAGGAUUUCCAUUUUCAGUUUAUUGUUUGUUUUUCGGUGUUUUUUGGGGGGAGAGCCACUUGUGUCCAACAAUCUACGCGGUAGUCUAGAAAUCCAGCAAACCCCAAGUUAACACCACAGCCUGGCAAUAUCGCAUUGUCUUUCUGUUAAACUUGACAUCGGGAACCACUGUCGAGGACCAUGGACCAAGAGGCAAUGUCGGAAUGAUUUUCACGGAUGAUGAAGAAGAACGCAUCUACUGAUGGCCAAGUCAUUCGUGGAGUCAAGGAGACCGACACAAUUUGGAAUCUGAACACACAUUAGCCGGAAUGAGAUAAUAGCGCGGGGCCGGCGUAUUGCAAGAUAACCUUGACACUGGUCCCCCGCAGAUUCCAAUUAGAAUACAAAAAAUAAACCAUGACUACGCCGGCUCUUUUGCCUCUGUCGGGCCGCAGGAUACCGACCCUGCCGCCCGGCGCCUCGUCCUUCCCCCACCACAGAGCCACGCUACGGCUCUCCGAGAAGUUCAUCCUCCUCCUCAUACUCAGCGCCUUCAUUACGCUGUGCUUCGGAGCCUUCUUCUUCCUGCCGGAUAAUUCCAAGCAGAAGCGCUUCGACCUGGGACUGGAGGACGUGCUGAUACCGCACAUUGAGCCCGGCAAGGAAGGCAAGCACAGCGGAGGGCAGGUGAUCAUACACGGCCCAGGAGGACACGACGAGCACCGACACAACAGGCUGGAGGAGGAGAGCUUGCGGGACAAGAUCCGCGCGGACCACGAGCGGGCGCUGCAGGAGGCCAAGGAGAAGCUGCGCAAGUCCCGCGAUGAGCUGAACGCUGAGAUCCAGACCGUCAAGAGCCGGCUGGCCGAGGAGCGCAAGGAGAAUGCAGCCGGAGGAGCGGGAGGAGGAGGAAGAGGAGUAGGGGGCGGCGGAGGAGGUGCUGCUGGAGGUGGUGCUGGUGGAGCAGGGGGAGGGGGUGUAGGGCCCAAGCCUCUGCCCCCUGUGCCACUGCCCAAGCUGGGGGGCAUCGACGACGGCGACCCUGGAGAUCCGGACGUGAAGGAGAAGAGGGAUAAGAUCCGAGAGAUGAUGAAGCAUGCGUGGGACAGUUAUCGGCAGUACGGCUGGGGACACAACGAGCUGAAGCCGCUGGCCAAGAAAGGACAUUCCACUAACAUCUUCGGUAAUUCCCAGAUGGGGGCCACCAUAGUGGAUGCGCUGGACACGCUCUUCAUCAUGGGCCUGAGGGACGAGUUCAAGGACGGCCAGGAGUGGAUCACACAGAACCUGGACUUUGGAGUGAAUGCUGAGGUGUCCGUGUUUGAGGUCAACAUUCGCUUCAUUGGAGGACUGCUGGCUGCUUACUACCUGUCUGGACAAGAGGUGUUUAAAGUGAAGGCUGUCCAGUUGGCUGAGAAGUUGCUCCCUGCCUUCAACACUCCCACAGGCAUCCCCUGGGCCAUGGUCAACCUCAAGAGUGGUGUGGGCCGUAACUGGGGCUGGGCGUCUGCAGGCAGCAGUAUCCUGGCUGAGUUCGGCACGCUGCACAUGGAGUUUGUCCACCUCACCUACCUGACCGGCAACCCAGCGUACUACCAGAAGGUGAUGCACAUACGGAAGCUGCUGGCCAAAAUGGACCGCCCCAACGGCCUCUACCCCAACUACCUGAACCCUCGCACAGGACGAUGGGGCCAACAUCACACGUCUGUGGGUGGUCUGGGCGACAGCUUCUAUGAGUACCUGCUGAAGGCCUGGCUCAUGUCUGACAAGACUGACAGCGAGGCCAGGAAGACCUACGACGACGCCAUCGAGGCCAUCGAGCGUCACCUGAUCCGCAAGUCCAAUGGCGGCCUGACGUUCAUCGGCGAGUGGAAGAACGGCCACCUGGAGCGUAAGAUGGGUCACCUGACGUGCUUCGCCGGGGGCAUGUUCGCCCUGGGGGCCGACGGCUCGCCUGACGACAAGGCCGGACACUACCUGCAACUGGGGGCCGAGAUCGCACACACCUGCCACGAGUCAUACGACCGCACAGUCCUGAAGCUGGGUCCGGAGGCCUUUAAGUUUGACAGUGGUCUGGAGGCGGUGGCGGUGCGUCAGAAUGAGAAGUACUACAUCCUGCGGCCCGAGGUCAUCGAGACCUACUGGUACAUGUGGAGGUUCACACACGACCCCAAGUACAGGCAGUGGGGCUGGGAGGCCGCGCAGGCCAUUGAUAAGUACUGCCGUGUGAGCGGGGGCUUCUCGGGGGUGAAGGACGUCUACUCCUCCAACCCCACCUAUGACGACGUGCAGCAGAGCUUCUUCCUGGCCGAGACGCUCAAGUACCUGUAUCUGUUGUUCUCCGGUGAUGACUUGCUGCCUCUGGAGAGCUGGGUGUUCAACACGGAGGCGCACCCCUUACCCGUGCUGCACAUGGCCAACAUCACCCUUGCCGGCAGCCAGCCGCAACGAUAGAUACACAUACACAUACACACACACACACUCCGCUACCGCAACACAACACACACUCCCACACUCGUUCUCUCUCUCUCACUCUCUUCUUGUCUCUCGUACUUGCUAUCUCUCUCUCUCUCUCUCUCUCUCUCUCUCUCUCUCUCUGUCUCUCUCUCUCUCCCUCUCUCACCAUACGUAGGCCAGCCAUCCUCGUCACAACGACCAGCCCCUCCUCCCACACAAACUCUCUGUGCUUCUCUCUUUCUCAUGCCCUCUGUAUCUUUGGAUCUGUGGCUCCCUCCCUCUCUCUCUUUCUCUGUGAUCUCCAUCAAAGACUGCUGGGGCAUGGGGAGCCGAGGAGAGGAGAGGAAGUGCUGCCCACCUCGUGACUGACAUGCAGAGGGAGACUAUGGAUGCAGAGCCACAACAUGGAGGAGAGGAAUAGAGUGGAGUGGAGGACACGAGAGGACAGAACACUCCAGGCUGGUGGACGAAUCUGGAAUACUGUGGAACUAUGGAACUCUGGAACUGACAUUUGCCCACUGCUCUGAAGAUAGGAAUAUUCACUCCUCUCUGUCUCUGUCUCUGUCUCUGUUUUUGUCUCUUUCUCUCUCUCUCUCUCUCUCUCUCUCUCUCUCUCUCUCUCUCUCUC